UUUGAAGUUGAAGGAGAAAUAAUAACUGUUACUGAAAAUAAUGUUUGAUAUAAAUGAGUCUUCAACUCUUUUCAGCCCGAGGACGAGAGACAAACAGAACAUGGAUAAUUGAAGAUUGUCAGUUAUAAUGAGAAGAAUUGGCCGACCCCCUGCAGUACCUUUGUGGACCCCCUAAGGGCCGUAGACCCCUGGUUGAAGACCCCUGUGUCAGGUGACCUGAGAUCAGUCAUGGCUGUGUAGUAACCCUUUCAGCUCUUGUUGUUUAUGAGGACUGAACUUUUCUUCAGACACACAGCUGACUCGAUAUUCACCAGCAGGUUUGCUUCUGUUUGUGUUUGUUACUGUGUUAAUAUAAGAAGUGGUCAGACUGAAGGUUAGGGUUAGGUUUGGUUAUGGUUAGGUUUGGUUAGGGUUGGUUAGGGUUACUGCUGGGGGCGGCAGAUAGAUGCAGUUCCUGUAGUCUCCUCUGGGGGCGGUAGAUAGCUGCAGUUCCUGCAGUCUCCUCUGGGGGCGGUAGAGAGCUGCAGUUCCUGUAGUCUCCUCUGGGGGCGGUAGAUAGCUGCAGUUCCUGCAGUCUCCGCUGGGGGCGGUAGAUAACACACGAGCUGUUUAGUACCCGUCUACCCACAAUGCCUUGCGUCCUUCCGGCUCCAUCCACUCCACAGACCUAAGAUGGCGGACCGGCGGCGCAGGCGGCGGCGCGCGUCUCAGGACAGCGAGGACGAGGACGGGUCCGGUUCGGGCUCGGACAGCGGGAGGUCCGGCUCCCCGGCCACCAAGAGCCGGGGCAGAGAGCCGGACCCGCCCGAGGCGGCGGCGGCCCGCGUGGAGGCGAAGAGCGAGGAGUCCGAGUGUGAGAGUGAGGACGGAGUCGGAGAAGCUGUCCUCUCCGACUACGACAGUGCAGAUCCAGAAGAGAACGGCUCCCAUUCAGAGGGAGUGGAGGAGGAAGAGGAGGCCGAACAUUACAGUGACGAAGAAGCUCCAGCAGCAGCCGGCGAGCCCAAACCCCCCACUGCUGCUGAUGGCCCAGUGAAGGAGGAGGAGGAGCAGGAGCACGGUGAAGAGGAGGAGGAGCAGGAGGAGGAGGCGACAGAGGGGGAGGGACAAGGACCGAGUAAAGAGGAGAACAAGGCCGAAGAGAAAGGGAACCUAGCCGGAGAGAGACAGAGUGGAGACGGACAGGAGUCGACAGACGACCCUGAGACGAAGGCCGGAGGUAAACCUGGUCAGAAGCUCGACGAUGACGAGGACAGGAAGAACCCGGCUUACAUCCCGAGGAAGGGUCUGUUCUUCGAGCACGACGUCAGAGGGCACGCUCAGGAGGAGGAGAGACCAAAAGGCCGGAACAGGAAGUUGUGGAAGGACGAGGGUCGCUGGGAGCACGACAAGUUCAGAGAGGAGGAGCAGGCGCCCAAGAGCCGCGAGGAGCUCAUCGCCAUCUACGGCUACGACAUCCGGAACGGGGGCAGCUCUGGAGACCGAUCGUACAGGCAGCGCAGACCCAGACAGAGUAUGUCUCCCAGCAGAGACAAGCGAUGGAGAGACGGAGGAGAGCGUCCAGUCCGGUCCUGGCAGAGUGGAGGAGGAGGAGGAGGAGGAGGUCUGAACCGAGGAGGAGCCCCUCCACCUUCAUCGAUCCACCCCUCCUCCACAUCCCCCUCCUCUCUCCCACUUUCUCACGCUCAACGCAGCAACAAUCCCUCCAGACCGCCUCCCGCCCGCAGCAGACCGCCCCACCAGAAUCAAAUGCACCUCCUGCCCCAGCAGUACAGGAAUAAUGAAUCAAACGCACCCCAGAUGCAUCCCAGAGAACGGCAGGGCCCCAAAGCUCCACCCGAGCACACAGAUAGAGACAGGGGUGUGGUCAGAGGAGGGCGUGUUGGUGGUGGGCGGGGCGGUUCUUCUGUGGUCAUCGAGGACGUCACAGUCAGCCAAGGAGGCGUUCGGGAACAGGACCUCAGUGUUGGAACGACGGCGGCGUCACAGCCGGGCGGUUACAAAUCUGCAUCGCCAAGGCGGCAGCAGCAGGAGCAGCGAGGGAGCAGCGACAGACCUGCGUCGGGAUUGGCUGCUUCCUCCUCCACCUCUGACCCCUCCCCCCAGUCAUCAGCUGCAGCGACCAAUCGGGAAGCCUCUCCUCCCACCGAGCGGCCGGUGGAGCGUAAAUCGUACUCGCUGGCUCGCAGGACUCGCUCUCGACCCGCCGACCUGGGCAGCAAACAGGCGUCUGUGGAGGAGUCGGCAGCCGGAGGGAACAAUGCCUCCUCCCCGAGCAGCGUGGGAGGGAAGAGCUGGGUGGGAGCAGGUGAAGGGGCGAGUCACACAGGUGGAGGAGGAGGAGGAGGAGGAGGAGGUGGAGGAGGAGCGGCGAUGACAGAGCUGGACCAGGACGUAGCUCGACUGAGUCUGCAGAGCUGGAGUCAGAGCCCGACGUCCUACAUGCGCUCUGAGAUGAGAGGCCUUCCUAACCAGAUGCACAUGCCCGGAGCUCAGCCUCAGUUCUCCGGCAUGGAGGAGAUGGGUGUCGGCUCCAACCGGGCCAAACGUUACUCCUCUCAACGACAGCGAGCCGUACCUGAGCCGGCACCGCCCAUGCACCUGGGGGUGAUGGAGGGACACUACUACGAACCCAUGUCCUAUCAGGGACCAAUCUACGCCCAUGGGGAUGGCCCCGCCCCCAUCCCGCCCCAGGGCAUGCUGGUCCAGCCGGAGAUGCACCUCCCUCACCCCGGUCUCCAUCCCCACCAAUCAGGCGGUCCGAUCGCUAACCCCGCCCUGUACGGAGGCCCACCUGUUUCUCUGUCGCCAGGGCAACCACAGCAGCUGCUACCACCACCGCCUUUCUACCCUCCGCCUGGAGUCAUGACCUUCCCUUACCCCGCCAUGUACCCGAGUCCACAGGGUCAGGCCCAGGUGACCUACGGAGGCGUGACGUACUACGACACGAUGCAGCAGCAGGCUCAGCCCAAACCGUCUCCGCCCCGCCGCACGUCCCAGCCCGUCACCGUCAAGCCCCCCCCUCCGGAGGUGCACUUCGCCUCAGAGUGACCCCGCCCCCUCGCCCCUCCCCGCCACCCAGUCUCAGCCUCACUCUGAUCACAGAACUACAGGAGGGAUGGGAGGGUCCAACGGCAACCACCGACCUUAUCCAGGGAGGGCGGGACGGACAGACAGGCGGGUGGACGGACGGACGGGUGGACGGACGGAGGUGCAGACGGACUCUGCAGGUGACCCCUCAGCAUCACUGAUGGAAAGACUUUCCUCUUUUCUUUUUUUUUCUUCUCUUUGUUUUGGACCCGGUAGCGGUCCGUUGGCGGGGCGGCUGUGUGUUGCCGCGUCACGAUUGGACCGCUCUGUAACUCUGCAGUCGCAGGUUUGAUCCCACCAGCGUGUCUCCGACCCUGAAAACUGCUGAGUCACAGUUGGAGCUCGCGUUGGGAUCAGAGCUGGCGGAGGUUUUUUCUUUUCAGCGUUGGCGGCAGUAUAAACGGUUUGUGUGUGGAGGUGGAGGUGACUCCGCCCUCUACGUCAGCUCUUCUCUGUGAGACGUUUGUGUGGAUCUGAAUGUUGAUCGCCGACCCGGUGCUUUCUGAAAACGUCCACGUGUUCCCGUCACGUCAGAUAUGAACUUCUUUGUCUGCGUUCAACAGCUCUGCGUUUGUCACUGUAACGUUACUCUAACGUUACUCUAACGUUACUUUAACCUGUCGUGUCCCAGACCAGAAGCUCAAAUAUACUCAGAUAUAUUGAGACGUCUCACGAUGUCCCAAAGAUGUUUAAAGAUAUAAAAUAUAUUAAAGAAGCUGCAGUGAUCCACAUGUGGACCGGGCUCGGCUCUGAAUGUUCUGCUCCAGACGUUUCCCUCAGAUUAUUUUCUGGUUAAUCUACCACAAGGAAGUAUGUACAUUAAAUGUUUUAUUUUGAAAAUUGAGCUGACUUCCUGCUGUGAUCAGCUCUGCACGCGGUGGAGUCGAGCAGGUGGAGACGGGCUGAACCCGGUCCAGUCUGCAAACUGCUGCAGGUCAGAUUAACCAAUCAGGGCGCAGCUUACAGGACUGACGUCACUCAAAAUCACCUUUUAAUUCACAUCCGUCACAUUAGACCAAGACCCCGCCUUCUUUCACACAGUUUAUGCAAAUAACAAGCGUUACCAUGGCAACAGCUCAGACACACCGCGACAGUGUUGGACCGGUUCUGUGGCGCUGAAAGGUUUUCCCGUGACGCGGUCGGUGCGGCUGUUCUCACUGUGUGCUGUUGAACCGAGCGGCGCCGGCCCUUUAAAACUCGACACGAAAAGUUGCACAAAAGUCAGUCGCCGGUCGGAGACGAGCCGUUUGCCGUCGCUGUACAUAGAAAUGAAAAUGUGUAUAUAGAAGCUUGAACAGAAACUUUAGCAGUAAACAGAUUCUAAUACAUGGACAGAGCAGUCGGCAGGGACUCGAGCGUUAACGUGGACGUGAUGUAGAGACGUAGAGACGAAGACAAAGCUUUAGCUUCCACUGUUUGUUUCAUUUAUCACGUUUGUUUUUAUUAGUAAUAUUUCUUUGGUUCAUGCGUUCACGGCGUGAAGACGAAGGCGCAGAGGAAACCACUCUGAUUUGUCUGUUUUCAGACAUGAAGGUAACCACAUGCCCGUUAAGUUCUCCUCUGCUUCCUGUUUGCUUCACUUCACAAUAAAAGACCAUCAUCCAGAUCGCCUGCGAGUUCAUCCCGACACAGAAAGUCCAGACGGCGACUCAGUUUGUCUGUCGAUCAGGUGACCUGCUGUACGUCUUUGUGACUGAGCGGCGACUCUUUUCUUGUUUUCAAUCUGUGCAGCGAGGUAACGGUUCUACAGUCUGUCGUCGUCUAAAGUAUAUAUCAGAAAAUAUUCACGCAGCGUUGUUUUAUAUUCACGUCAGUAACAGACAAACUCGUGAACUGAAGUCGAAGUCAUGCAGAAACAUGUUUUAAAAUGUUGGUGUUCUUUCUCCGUGAAAUGAAGCCGCCGCCUCCGUCACAUUUUGUGAUGUCAGAAAAACACGCCGGACUCGACGAGUGUUCGGUUCUGAUGGAACCGCUCCGAGUCCUUUAACACAGCGAGUCACCUGAAAAUGAGACGAUAUCACGAUGACCUGACGUUGGUUUGAGUUUCUUCGACGCCUCUGAAGCUCCGGUCCGGCUGCAUAUAUUUGAUUUAUUCUGAACAAUUAUUACCAGCAGUAUUACGGCGUGUUACCACCUGAUUUAUGAGCGCGGGAGUUUAAUUUCUAAUUUACAAAAAGAGACGAUGAAAACUUGAAGAUGGUCGUGUUUUAGGGGGAGGGGGAGGGGGAGGAGGGUGUGCAUCCAUCCUUCCUCAUUCAAGCUGACGGCUUCAGCUCACUGCAGCUCAGAAGACUGACGGACUGGAGCUCGUUUAUCUGUCGAUUCUGAAUCUGAUCAGACAUCGUCCAACUUUCUUCAUGUUUUAAAUUCUAAACUCACCUGAGCUGCAGGUGAGCUGACCGCUGAUCAGUUUGACAUGUCUGUUAACCUGAGCUGACACUGUUCACUGUGACGGCAGUUUGUUUUAAUGUUACGAUGAUGGUGGUGAUGAUGAUGAUAAGUGCAUCAAUGGUUUUGUUUCUGUUUGUUUGUCGUCCACUCAGAAGAUCAAUAAAGAUCAUAAUAAUAAAAA
This is a messenger RNA of Larimichthys crocea (large yellow croaker), 5662 nucleotides long. It is a transcript of the gene casc3, whose product is annotated as casc3 exon junction complex subunit. The record is from RefSeq and is a predicted model, not a curated record. The coding region runs from base 673 to 3051 and encodes 792 amino acids. Gene Ontology annotation, cellular component: exon-exon junction complex. NCBI's taxonomy places the organism in Eukaryota, Metazoa, Chordata, Actinopteri, Sciaenidae. Gene Ontology annotation, biological process: mRNA processing. Gene Ontology annotation, molecular function: mRNA binding. The transcript is spliced from 12 exons.